GCGUGAUAUCAACUGGCCGCGUUGAUUGAGCCAGCAGUAACUGCUGACAUACUACUAGUUCAACAUUCUAUACCUUGUGCUCCAGACAGCUGGAAGCUGAGUGUCGUCCAAAGAUCAGCAAGGCGGGCCCAUCUGCAAUCUGGGGUUGCAGAUCGAGGGCUAAGGAUCAGGCUGGGGCGAUUUGCGGCGAUCAAUAACCCACCUUUAUUUGACUACUGUUGUACGCUUGUUGCCUGGAUGCAACAGUCUCGACAAGCGGCGAUGCCCAAGACUCCCAGGCACCCACCUAGUACCUGGAGACCUCCUCGCCUGUCACUUCUUUGCAGCUGUUGAAAGACUCCUCUUCCACGUUGGUGGCAGUGGUGGUACAACAAGAGAUAGUAGUCCCUUAGCCUCGUAGCCACCACUGGCUGACCUUCGCAAAAAAGGCUAGGCUUUCACCAUGAGGCCCUUCAUACGUCUGUAUGAUGAUUCCGACCGCGACGCAAUGGUCCACGUUGUUUGUUUCUAGACCUAUGUCUACGGGGGCCUGGCUCUCUGACAUUGGUGUCGUUCUAGUUUCGCGAAACGGCAUCGCCAGAUCUGCGAGACGCAGCUGAUCCCGCGGUCCUCGAUUAUGCCUCAUAUAUCUGGUGUCGACCAUAUUUGAUGUUGCGGCCGGACACUUGCCUCGUCCUUGACGACGGCACGGGUCAUGCAGUUGGCUACCUGCUGGGCGUGCCAGACACAUACUCGUUUGUGCAGGCGUACAAAGCAAUCUACAUACCGAACCUCUGGUCUCAGGGAUUCGAGCAGCCUGGUCAUGAAGAUUCCACAGAGUGGACGGAAAACUUGCCGAAUGCUUUAAGGAAGAUUAUGUUUAGUCCGGAUAUGCUACUCCAUCAAGAAUACCCUGAAAUGCUCCAGCAGCGGCCGGCUCAUCUUCAUAUUGACAUUCUACCUGGAUAUCAAAAACAAGGGUAUGGCCGGCAAUUGAUUGAGCGCUUCUGCGAAACAGCAGGCGAAAAGGGCGCCCGUGGUGUGCAUCUGGGGAUGGUGGCUUCGAAUGACGGUGCCGGCCAGUUUUACCGCCGGAUGGGAUUUAAAAGGUUCCCUCGUGUGCUGGACGGUAGCGCCAGUGGUGAACAGGGCCGGGACCAGUCGACUAUAUGGCUCGUAAAAGACCUGUGAGAGCACCAUAGAACGGGAAACAACCCAGAUUUGUAUCAAAACUUGUCUCAAAACCAGUAGAACUCCAAAGGAUAUCAUUCGCAUUCGUUUCAACCAACAAAUGGCUGUCGCUGGCUCUGUAAUAAUUUAAACAUAUACAAAUGGUC
Messenger RNA from Exophiala dermatitidis NIH/UT8656, 1316 nucleotides. RefSeq lists its product as uncharacterized. Gene Ontology annotation, molecular function: acyltransferase activity, transferring groups other than amino-acyl groups. The transcript has a single exon. Lineage: Eukaryota; Fungi; Ascomycota; Eurotiomycetes; Chaetothyriales; Herpotrichiellaceae. Bases 649 to 1170 code for a protein of 173 amino acids. The record is from RefSeq and is a predicted model, not a curated record.